AUCUGUACACGUCAUCCUGGCAGUGCAUGUCUCCUACGGCUUGGCCCACUUUGUUCAUCUGAAAUCGAUGACACCUUUCGAGCUGCCUGUUCGUACUACUGGUUGCAGCUCUACGUCAAUCAAAGUCUGCUAUGAAUGCACGCGAGAGUUGACAGAUACCGCGGACCUUCCGCAAGUUCCGCAACUCUUCAGCUUUCGUGUGGACUGUCGAGGUGCCAAGGGAGACUUCCAAAACAUAACGCUGUUUGAUUCCAGCCUGGUCUGUGCUCACCUGACCUACCGGAAGUAUGGCAACAGCUCGGUGAGGAAUCCCACCUCUCAAUGGCUUCCCUUGAUUUCUGAUCGCAUCGUGACUGUGGAGAAGGGGGACGUCUUGGACUUUCAGUGCGUGUUCCGGAAGCGCUUAAAAAUUUACCACGGCCUGGGACCGGAACGACCGGAACGACUGCACUCCAGCUCUCGCGAAAACGCGCUGGGGGAGGACUAUUUCACCCCGAGCUUCGGUAUGGUUUUGGACGGAGGGGACGGGCGCCAGAUGAUCUUCACGCCGCUCAUUGUUAAACUGUUCUACCUCCCAGGGGACAGGAAGCCUUGCAUCGAAUCCUUGGCCGAGGCGUAUAAGUGGAAAAUGAAGGUGUCCAAGUCGAAGGGACUGACCUAUUGGGUCAGCUAUGCCAGUCCAGUGUUGCAGCCACAGAUCCUGCCCGAGGUGGAAUUUUCGUCUGAACUUCGAGGGGAGCUCUACAGACUGGACAAAGAUCUCUUGCAUUUGACGGUGAUGGAAGCCACCAGUUACAACUCUUGGAAGAAGCCUCAGGAUACCCAGAAGGAGUUGGUGGAGCUAGAUGACAACUUUUAUGGCGAUGGUGCAGAAAACGACUACAGCUUUUCGGUGGACUUCAAGUUGCGAGUGAAUCCCGACUUGCUUCGGAGUGAUACCAAAGAUGUGGUGGUCAGAUUGAGAGUGGGACCCCUGGGAGCCUGGCUUCGUGAAAAGCCUAGCUACUUCAAUGUGACCCUUCCUACAAAUCGAGAUGAAAAUUCAUCAAGCUGGUGGCUUUGGUUGACGCUUAUUCUGUUGCUCUUGAUAUUUCUGGCUGCCAUGGCAUAUGUUUUCCGGGAGCAACUCUUCAUGUCAGAGGCGUUUCAGCUUCUUUGGCGGCGGGCUGCCGGGCUUCCUAGUGACCAGACCGGCCUGCCUGAUUGCCCCACGGAGUUGAUUGAAGGGACAACUUACAGGCCGUAUGGCCGUGCCUAUGGUAAGUUCUGCAUCAGGGGUGUCGGAAAGAUUUCGGCUGUGCUCAGCUUCAAGAG
Cladocopium goreaui is the source of this 1314-nucleotide messenger RNA. The record is from the annotation of a GenBank genome assembly. Lineage: Eukaryota; Dinophyceae; Suessiales; Symbiodiniaceae.